GAUGCACAUGCUGUUUCCAUUUAUGUUAGCGCUCCAGAUCUUAGAAGACACACGUUUGGAAUAAAAAAAAUAAAGAAAGACUCAACCAACAAUCUAUAUAAUUAUCAUCAUCUGCUGCUUUUCCUCCCUGGCAAAGAAACACUACAUCCAUUUGCAGAAAUCGCCCGCGGGAAUGUUACAUCAAAACUAAUCAUAACGAUUAAAAUCAGCGUUUCUGUGCGAGAGGAAGGCAAUAGGCUAGUUGGCGGCAGGAGUGAGGAUGUUGUAUGCCGAAAAAACAGCAAGAUAUCUUUAUACGAUUUUAUGAAGAAAUAUAAAAUACAUUUUCCAGAAAGGCGGACGCACUGCUGUAAGUGAUCUGCUCUUUAGCUCGGAGUUUUAUUGUGGAGAUUGGUUUAGACUGGGGUAGAGACAUGAGCUAAUUGUAUCCUGAUCUUUGCCUUGAGGGGUUUCGGAGCCCUGGAGCAAGUACUCUCUGUAUUUUGUUCUGUCUACCUUAGCCAAGCUAUUGCAUUUCUCACCAGUGUAGGAAGGGAAGCAGCUCGCAGCGAAAUCGGAGAGAAGGGGUUCUCAAAAAUAUACUUUAUGCCCAUCCAUGUUUCAGGUAAGCGGAGAUUUAUUUGGUUUGCUAAUAUUUCCGAAGCUGGUUUGACUGGGACAUUCAAGGCGCAGCCGCUUUUACGCAUGUGCCAGGCGAUGAGCACCAUAGUUCUAACAAAAUAUUUAACCACUUCCUGGAUGUUGUUCGGUGUUUAACAACUGUAUGUUUGUUAAAGUGCCAACGACUGGCUUCAAAUGCUUAUUUUUAUUUUCACCGAAUUGUACGACCUUCGGUGAGCAAACACCGUAGCUAUCCGCCCGUGUGAAUUCGCUCCUGGCGCAUUAGCCUACUUCAGCCCCUAACACAUUAUUGUCUCCGUUUUCCCCGUCGGACUUCUUGUCACACACUCUUAUUACAAACAUAUUAUAGGCAUUUCGAUAGGCUUUUCCUAUAUUCGUUUGUUCUAAACCAGUUUCAUUUCCUUAGUGCCCCAGAUCUGGCUAAUGAAAGACGCCAUUGUGGAGUAAUUUUGCCGGAGGGGUUUUCUUAUUUUGUAAGACAGGACGUACCUAUUCAACACACGUCAAUGCAGAUUCUGUGAAUAAUGUCUUUGUAUUCGCCGUCAUUUUGUAACGAUAACCCUAUCUAUGUAAACCAAGAGAAAAUGUAGGCUACAGUAUUUUCCUUUUGCUUCCCAUAUAGAUCUCUUGCGGGGCUGACCUAUACCCGUGCGCAGGGAAUUCCACGGUACAGACGCGCCACUGCAAAUAAUUAAACUCCCGGGCGGAAGUCUGGAUCUAUGUUUGCAUCUUUGUAGCUGUGAUGUUAUGGAGACAAAACAUGAUAUAUAUGGUUAGUAUUAUCAGUGUACAAAUUCACAUUUUACAUUGUUUGUGUAAUAAAUUAGCCUACUAGUAUGAUCUAUGCUUGCGCAUCAGGAUGUGGCCACAAUGGAUAUGGACACAAUGAACACACUAUGCAACUUUUUUGAACUUCUAAUUGCCAUUUGCCAAUCUACAUCCAACAGUAUACAGGCUGCUGGUAACAUAUUUGUACGGCUAUCCUACAAGUUUACACAUAUGUUUAUGUGCUUCUUUACGACAUCCACCAUGUAAUUAUUUAAUUCUGACCAAGGCACACUAGUGCAGUGAAUGUGAUUACGUGCCAUUUUAAUGCCAGAAAGUAAAACGCGCGCAGAUGUUGGAACAGUGAAGUAUUCCUUACUUUUGAGUAAAAUGCGUGGCUGUAGGAGCGUUCACUGGAGGGCGCUGUUAUGACAAGAGCAACAUUGGCAUCUGUGCUUAAAAGGGCACCAUGUCUCACAUUGCAUUUAAUGGUGUCCACUUAUGUACAGAAUUUAGUCGUGAACAGACAUGGUUAUGAUUUGUAUCCCCAAUUAGAACUAUAUAAAUAAGUAAUGUUAGUAUUCAACAUUUUCCCUCUCAUAGUAAGUGCAAUAUGUUUCCAAGCAGUUACUACUUGAGUAAUGUGCUUCUCACUUCUUGUCUCACCUGAGAGGAUCUCCAAAUGUGCAAUGGGCACCUUUUUAAAAAUGGCCAUAGGCAAAAAAGUGGACACAACUGCCAUCCUGAUUCUGUAAACACUUGACUAGUGACUACCUGUGACUUGGUGUAAAUGGCCUGAUUUGAAAUGCCAAGUGUAUAAAGUGUUCCAAAUUACAAGGUACAGUUGCACUAUGGGAAAUUAAGGGCUUCUUAGAGUGCUGACGCUACACCCAUUAUUGGAUCAUUACAUGUUUAAAAGUUUUAGGACUUGAUGGGGGAGGAAAAAUAUUCCUACGAAAUUCCUUCUUGUGCAUGUAGCCUUGUUACAUUGUUAACAAUGUUUGUUCCACACACACCAUGUAAAGUAUUUGUUGAAAACUAAACACCGAAACUGAGUUUAGUCCGACAACAAAAGCUUUGAUCCAUUGUGCCAACUCCAGAUUUGUUUGAACAGGUUGGGGUGUGGAUGCGGUCAACACAAUUACACCAGACUAGGGUAAACAAGCAAGUCACUUGAGACAGAGCAAUUUUAAAUUUGUUUAGUGUGUUCUUGCAGUAUAAAUGUAGGAACUUGUGUAGCAAGGGAACAUUGAACCACUAACAAAUGGUAGAGCAUGUGUUUUGUAUACACAUAGCUAUGUGGUAGGCCUACAUUAUUCAAAAUGGCAACAGGUGGGAAGACUGACUGCAGCAGUUCUGAAAGGAAACGGGAUGAAAGGAAUGGGUGUAUUGUGUCAGGCCACCCACAGCAUUGCGCCAUCAUGGAGUCUGUGCUCUAUCGGUGCUUUGCAGUGUGUUGCUUGUCAGGUUCUACUGAUGAUCUUAUCACCUCAGUAUUCUGGGUCAUAGCUAGACAUAAUCAUACUGGUGGUCCAUGCCACAGUAGACAUGAGUUUUAGAUUUGUACUGUAUGAGUUGAAAGGUGCUCCUGCUGUUUGAAGGUAGGAGUAGUCGACCUGAAAAAUAAUCCGCAGGACAUGGUUUUAAUUUGAUUUGGCAUGAAGUAGUUGUGCUACAAGUACUCAAUCCCAUGCUCCCGUUCUAUCUCCCUCGCUCCAUGGUGCACACACACACACAUACCUACACACACUUUCAUGAUUCUUAGCAGAUUCUCCACUCCAUCCACUUUCAUGAUGACAAGGCUUUGAGGAAAGCCAAUUCCAGCGAGCUGGUUUACAGGACUUACUUUCUCCACACACACCAUCUCCCACAAAUUAGUCGGGGAACAAAUUACCUGCAUUCUGAGUGUGAUCUCACGCACUUUGCUGGCUGCCUUACACAGGUCCCCCUUUUGAAGAGCGGCCGUGUGGUUUCUUCCUCUUUGUUCACCCCGCGGGCCCCUCUGCCUUCUGCGAGAGGGAUUCUGGAGUUGAAUUUUAAAACUAUGCAUGGCGGCUGUCUGCCUGCGCUUAUCAGCUCGUGCACAAACGAACUGCAUGCAAAUCAGGGCAGGAUCACACGCCACAGUUGAGGCCUGCACUCAAAGGCAGGCUUAAUUGCUAAUUGGGUAUCUAGGUGUGAAACCCACACUGCCAAAACAGAGAAGUAAAAACAUGGAUGUUUUAAUGCCAGUUGUGGUUGUUUUUAAUUAAUUUAUUCAAUUUUAACUUAUUUAAAAUGAGUGGAUUGGAUUUCCUGAAUGUUUUGGGAAAAUAACCCAAGACUUCCAACAUGAAUCUAACAUGCAUGUUGUUUCUUGGGAUUCUGUAUACGCUACAAUAAGAGGUCUGAUGUUGUGGAUUCAAAGGUAUCAUAUUAUGAUCUGUUGUAAUCUUUGGACAUGUUUUAUUCCUCUUUUUGAAAGAGAAUAAUAAUUGCCUGUGGCUCUCUGAUUGGCCAUUAGAUUAGAUCUAGAAGUGACUUUGAAGUCUGCAUAUUUCUGGUAUAGACCAAGACCAUAAUGCUUUAUACGGGGAGCUGUUUUUUUGGCUGUGAGAAUGGUAGGUACCUGACUACUUGUAAGAAGGGCACCUGGACAUAAGUAUUAAUGAGAUAAGACUAAAGAAAAGCCCAUCACAGACACGUCAUUGUGAAACAAAGUAGAAAUGUAUCCACAACAGUUACACAUCAGGAUCCUGCUAGUUUAUGUAAAAUGGGUGGGAGGGUCACUGUUUUCAUUUGCUCUUAAAAUCUCCACCACAAUCUUAGCCCUCCUGAAUAUGGCCCAUUGUUCUGGGAGAAUACUAUGUGUCAGCUUUAUGUGAGUAAACAGGUCUUGAGAUGGUGUGCUACAGAGACUAAAAGGGUCUAUGGAAAGGUUCAUCCAGGGUCACCAACACCCUGGGGGCUAGUGUGUGUGCAUGUUUUAGAUGAAACUGUUAUUAUUUUUCUUAUUUUUUUUCGUGAACAAAAAAUUAACUGCUAUCUACUGUGUUUUAAUGUCAUUUGGUUAGUCACUGAACACUGCACUGUUAGUGUUACUGUGAGUUUUGUAUUUUCACCAAGGACUUGUUGCCAGACUUCUGGACAAGGUUUAGUUUCUGAUUCAGGCUAGAUUGAAAAGCAAUGUUCAGCCUAUGUUAGUGCUUGAGAGGCAGCUGGAACAAAGGAUGACGGGAGGAAAUAGAAAGGGCAAAGGCGAGGGCGCAAAUCCAGGUGUGCGUCGUGGAUAUACCUGCGCUUUUGGGGUGGUCCAAUCUUGAAUCUGAUGUCUGAUUUAUAUAGAAUAUGCUACACCUUUUAGCAGACAAACAGUAAAUGCGACAAUACCUGCUUUUUAUAACAACGACAACCCUAGAAACCCUGAGGCACUAGAAUGCUAAUGUUGUCCGGGGCUUUGACUUAUCCAUACAACCAUUGCAAAAGCGGCAGUGACUGCCACAGCAUCGCUCUUGUGUGUGCUGCUUCCACCCAUUCACGGAUCUCCGGAGUCUGCAGGUGGAAACAGACAGCAUCUCCAACUUGAAGCCUGUUUUUCGUGCGCCAGGUUUGAUAAUGGACGCAACGGAUAUCAUGGAUUUAACGCAUCAGAAAACGAGAAAACGCCCGCGUCCAAUCAGUUCUGUGGAUGAGUCCGUAGUACAAGCGUCCCUGAAACGAAUCUCAAUGCGAACGGCGGAAUGCGGGGACGCUCCGUUCAUAUACUCAAGAGGCGACCCCUUACCUGCAGCAUCACUGAAGCAGAAUGAUUAUUCUGUGUCUUCCUCGCCAGCCACAGUUUUGUCAGCGCAGGUAGGCUAAUGGAGAUUUAGUCCAAUUCGUUGCAGCAAACUUCGGUUGUCAAAUUACUUGCGACAUGACAUGGCUACACUUCAUUGUAGGGGCUUUGUUUGAUGUCGACUGCCUAGUGCCUACCCAUCAACAGUGGAAGUUGUUGGAUAUUUAUUUGAUGUGAAUAUCAUCAAUGCCAAAUUGUUUUGUAUGCAUUUUCCCACAUUGAUAAAAUCGGUUCAGCAGAGCAAAUAUCAUUCUAGAUUUAAUCCCGAUUUUUCCAUUAAGGUUUUGCAAUUCCCUGUGUAAUUACUACUUAAUAAAAAUUAUAACAUUACAUUUCUUCCUCCAAUGACAGUGUUUUCAUAUUAUUGUGUAGAGAUGGACCUGUUUUAUUUUCUUAUUGGCUCAGAGGAGGGUCUUGAAUUUGUGAUUGAUUGAGAAACUCAAUUUGUUCUGUGUUCCAUUAGAAAUUAUUGCCAGCUAAUUGUGUUUUUAGGUUAGCAGGGAACAUUUAUUCUAAAUCUUAUUACAUUAUUCAAAUCUAGACUGAUUAUUGCUCUUUUCGGUAUGUGUGAAAUUGCUGUUCCAAAUUAAUUUGGCUUUGGAAGAUGAUUAUGCCCAACAGAUAUGGAGGGUUGUGGUUGGUAUCAUUCAAGUCAAGGUCAGGAAAUACUAUGCUAGUGUAACUCAGCGACAUCUAUUCUCUCAGUCCUGACAGAACAGAAGAGUUGGACCUUAGCCAACUAUUUGACCAUAACUUUUUCAGAAUGAUGAGGAGAAUAUUGUCUGGCCAAUCAGUCUUGCAAUGUUUUUUAACUGGUGCACAUUUACCAAUGGAAAAAUGCACAUUUACAUCCAUAUUAUGAACAGAUCAUUUUCAUGGCUUCUCGAUUCAAUCUGUACUGUCCAGCAUAUUGAUAAUCAUUAAUAUGAUUUGUCUACUUGUUUGUGACAGGAUAACCGUUCCAGCAUGUCCAGGCCCAUGAUCACCAGAUCACCAGCAUCCCCCUUGAGUAACCAGGGCAUCCCGACGGCCGCCCAGCUCACCAAGUCCAAUGCCCCCGUGCACAUUGACGUGGGUGGACACAUGUACACCAGCAGUCUGGCCACGUUAACCAAGUACCCAGAGUCCAGGUAAGCACAUGUGACCACUCUCCUAUUGAUGCAGUUCCUCAAUUAUAAUUUACUAAACAUAUGUCUUUGUUUUGGUACCUUUUAGGUACACAACGCCACAGUGUUUUCAUCAAAGACCUUCAUAUGUGGAUCUAGAGGGUGUUUGGGAUGAUUGAGGUUGAAAGUGAGAUGAUGAUGUAGCUAGUAGCCUAGCCCAUCAUGUCAGCCGUGUUUAUCUGGAUUAGCUCUCGGACUGCCUAACGUCAUAAUUUAACAGCUCAGAAAAGACAAGUGUCAAAGUUCAUCCAAUCACAAUGAUUCAGCACUCAAAUGGAUGAAUGAGGUGGGAAAGAUUGGAUUUGAACACAGGGCUUGAUAUUACAGAGAAAAAAAAUCACAUUCAAACUCAUAUUAUGAUUAUUGAGGCUAUUCUACAAUACCCUGAUUACAAUUACUAUCCAUUGUCACAAUAUUUCCACACAAUACCAAAUACAAAAUGGCCUCAAUUUUUCAAGCCCGCCCCAGAGUUAUUUUGAGCAGUAAACAUUUGCAGGGCUCAAAAGUCCAAACUGCAGACAAAAGCAUCUCAGUUAAUCUGACAGAUGUCCCAGCAGCAGUAAAAGGCCAAAGGGCGCGGGGCCAUCUGGAGGCAGGAGGGCCACUCUGCAGCCUGAGGCCGGGCCCCCAGGGCGCCAUCCUGCCUCGGGCAUCUCUCUACCAGCUGGCCCUGACCCCUCCAUCAGACCACAGCACAGCUCUCAUCUCAUCCAUGCCGCUUCAUUUCUCUAUUCAUUUAUUUCUCCCAUUUUCUUUCCCUCUCAUUCUCUCCUUCUGUUUAUGUCUCUCUUCCUCUCUGUCUGUUUCUUUCUCUCUCACUCUCUCACUGUUUUUCUCUCCCUCCCUAUAUCUCUCCCACUCUCUUUCUCUGUGCAUGGAGCAGAGUAAUGUGUGCAUCACUCAACAAAGGUGUGAAAGAAAUCAAACACCCACAUCUAGUGAGUCAUAGAAUCUGCACAUGAGUCACUGUCCUGUAGCCAUAUUAGGUGAUCUUUUCCUAUGCUCAAAACCACACCUGGUGUACUGUCAAUUCAAAUGUAUAGCUCAACAGCUCAACUCAAGAGUAGCAGCAGUUUGUUUGGCCCUAUAACAAAUGAUAUAUUGAAGGAAAACAAAUAUCUACACAUUGUUGUAUGCACAUUGACCGAAAGGUCUUCGUCAGGCGAGAUUACCGACCGAGAAUGUCAUCAAGCUUUUGCCUCUAGGUCAUAUGUUUAUAGACAUCUUUCUCUCUCCACCUUCUAACUGUCUCCACCUUUCUUUCUCUCCCUCUAGAAUCGGGCGUCUCUUCGACGGCACAGAGCCCAUAGUGUUGGACAGCCUGAAGCAGCACUACUUCAUAGACAGGGAUGGACACAUGUUCCGCUACAUCCUCAACUUCCUCAGGAUCUCCAAGCUCCUCAUCCCAGACGACUUCAAAGUGAGUGUCUGACUGUCCCUUCCACUGCAAUCAAUCAGCUAGCCAUCACUAGUCCCCAAACAUUCAGGGGAACAAAGUGGACACCUUAGUCAUGGGCAACCCUCAGUACUUGGUCUCCCUAGGAUUGGUGCUGACAGAUUACAUACUGUGUGGAGUUACAAGUUCUGAAAUAGUAGGAUUUUAUACCUUAUGUGUUUCUAGAUAAAGUAAUCUUAAGACAUCAUGCGUUAGAGACCUUCGUUUUGCAGUAGAUUUGUUGCUUGAUUCUUAUCCCCCUAUGUUUCUGUAUGUUGUAUGAGUGUCCAGAAGAGUCACUGAUCCUCACUGUAUGUGAUACAUUUGUAUUCUGUUUGCUAGCUUUUUGCGUCAUUUAGCCCUUAAUUACAAACUUGCCCCCAGAGAAAACAAAUAAUCAUAUUAUCUGAUGGACUGUCCACACAGUGACUCAAUCAGGGGGAAAGUAUAUCAGCUAAAAUAAGCAAAGACGAAAGACUAGCCCAAGUUCAGACCGAGGCCAAAUUCACCCUGACAGAUGCGCAGAUGUGACACUGAGGAGUCUGAGAAAAAUUGGAAUGUGCGAUUAAGCCCCUCGGUCCUAUGGGUAAGAUAUCCCACACGGUCUCAGUGGGGUUUUUGGUAGCCUAGAUACCUGCCUGGUCUUCACACAGUUUGUUCGUAUGAAUGUCUAUUAUUCCUUUUUGUUCUCAUUCCUGUUAUGGUGGAUGGAACUCUUCCAGCAUCCCCUGUGUUUGGCCAUCUCUUUUACUAGGAUAUAGAAGUGGAGGCAAUGUGUUGGGAACCCAUACAGUUCUUUCACCCAUAUGAAAGAGAUGAGACAAAGGAGGAAAGGAAAUAAGAAACCCAUUAUACAGUAUUGAGACAUCCUUUGCCUCAGCCUGACUUGUCCUAUCCUCACUGACCUGUCCCCUCUGUGCUGCCCCCUGCAGGACUACAGUCUGCUGUACGAGGAGGCCCGGUACUUCCAGCUGCAGCCCAUGCUGGCCGAGCUGGAGCGAUGGCGCCAGGACCGCGACCUGGCCCGGGUGUCACGCCCCUGCGAGUGCCUGGUGGUGCGCGUGGCACCCGACCUGGGAGAGAGGAUCACGCUGAGCGGAGACAAAGCCCUCAUCGAGGACGUGUUCCCAGAGAUCGGAGACGUCAUGUGCAACUCUGUCAACGCAGGCUGGAACCACGACUCCACACACGUAAUCCGCUUCCCGCUCAAUGGAUACUGCCACCUCAACUCCGUCCAGGUGAGGGCAGAGGACACCAGACACACGCGCAUGCCAUGGCCACUCUAAGGAAACUCCAUGUUCACCCAAUAUCGAUGUUGUAUAGUAGGCUAGAUAUAAAUGUUCCCCUUAUGUUCAUCAGUUAUGAUGAAACCAUUGUCUCAGUCAGAGAUGCAUCAAUAAAUGAAAGCACAGAAACAUUAUUAAAUAUGUAGGACAACGUUUCCUCAUUCUUACUGUAUAUUGCAGGAAGCUUUUCUCUCUCGCAUACACACACACACACACACACACACACAAACCACUCAAGUUUAUGCAGUGGAGAGAGGGACCGAGAGAGAGAGUGGGAGAGAGAGCUCCACUCUGCUCCAUGGCAGGUUGUCCUGAGGCAGGGCCCAUAAUUCUGUUUGGUUAUUAAAGCACGCCGGUGGUGGGUGCUGUAUCUGGGCCUAAUGGAGGCAGGGUGUGGGGCGGAGGGGGGGGGGGAGAGACUGCCAGCAGUGGGGGGAAGGAUGCCAGCAGUGGGGGGACCUUUGUAGUUCUGGCGGGGGCUCUGGCCUGGGGCUGGGGGAGAGAAGGGCGUGCUGAGCAGCCCACACUGAACCAAGUGGCAGAGAGAGAGAGAGAGAGAAAGGCCCUACUGCUCCCUGGGGCCUCUUUGAUGGAAUGUGAUCCUGCUGCCCUCGGGACACGUCUGUAGAUGUCUGCAAGGCUGCGGGGAAAAAUCUACACAUGCACAGAGACUCAUGCACACACACAGAGACAUACACACACACAGAGAGAUAUACACACACUUACAAACAAUGAGAAUAAGUCAGGCAGUGAGAAUGAGAGGCUCUUGGUUUUGGGUAAGAAGGGAUGGAUGUCCCCUUCCAAUAUAUUCCCCUUCAUUUAUCUGUGUCCUUUGUCAUUAUUCUUUUGCUAUAUAAUCUGUUCUUCUCGGUUUUAUCAUCUCUAAUGCCACUUCCUAUCUCGUGCUAGUCUUGGGCGCAUGUUGACACAUGUUGUCAUUGAGUUUGUUUCUAACUACUUAAUACUACCAACUCUGAUUGACCUGAUGUUAAGAGCAUUGGUUCUCUGUGUGACAGGAAAACACUUUUUAUGUUUCUCAACAUCUCUCUCCCCUCUCGUCAGGACAGCUAAAUGUUUCUCUGUGUGUAACGUCUAAACAGUGUUAGCUAUCAUGUUACCUCAACACCCCUUCUCUCCUUGUGUCCACAAGGUCUUGGAGCGUCUGCAGCAGCGUGGCUUUGAGAUCGUCGGAUCAUGUGGUGGGGGCGUGGACUCAUCCCAGUUCAGCGAGUACGUCCUGAGGAGGGAACUGAGGAGGGCGGGCCAGAGAGGAGGGCCUAACUCAAACCGGAUAAAACAGGAACAGCUGGACUAGAGACCUCCAAGACACACCGGGGGUGCUAUACUUUUUUCGGUGGCAGCCAAGCGCUAGAUGGGACGCAGCAGAGCUCUGUGGAUUCUGGGUAUAAUGCUGCGCUCAUGUGCUAAUCAGAACUAGGAAACUCAGAAAUUUCCGACAUGCUAACUGGU
Messenger RNA from Coregonus sp. 'balchen', 10560 nucleotides. NCBI's taxonomy places the organism in Eukaryota, Metazoa, Chordata, Actinopteri, Salmoniformes, Salmonidae. The record is from the annotation of a GenBank genome assembly.